AAUACUUUGUUAAGCCAUUCAAAAAUAGAAACUAAAUCAUGACAACCAAAAAUUAAGGGGUCAGGGAAUCUAUAGAAGUGGAAGUCGAGGAUCAAAUUUAAUAUUUAGAAAUAGAAUUCAGAAAUAGCCGCCAGGAUGACCCAAUGGUGUUCGAUCAGUGUGAUGAAGGCCGUGCUGUGCGUGGGCUGCACAGAAGUGGACUAUGUGACCACCAUCGAGAAGGCGGACUUCCAGAAAGACACGUCCCGCACCCAGAAUGGUUACCUACAGCGCAGCGGACGAUCAUCGAAUGUUAGUACGGCCCUUCGACUUUUGGGAGCCAAUGUAGAGUUGUUCGGUGUACUGACCCGUAAUCCCACCUAUCGCAUGAUUAUGGAUGAUCUGGAGAAGCGUGGCAUCGAUAUUAGCCACUGUACAUUCACCGACCAAUGUCCGCCGUUUUCCACGAUCGUCCAGGAACGCUGGACUCGUCGUUGUACGGUUGUGUAUUGUGACAAGGCAUUUCCGUAUGUUACGGCAGCGGAUUUCCGGAAACUCGAUCUCAAUCAAUACGGAUGGGUGAACUUUGAGGCUCGCAGUCCACGUGAAACUUGCGAAAUGAUACGUCUAAUCCUUGAUCAUAACAAUGGCAAGGAUGAAGACGAUCGUAUAGUGAUAUCGCUGCAGAUCUAUAAUGCCUUUGAGCAGGUCAUAGAUCUGAUUGGGAUGUGCGAUUAUGUUUUUGUCACAAAGUAUAUUGCCGAGUCACAAGGCUGGAUGACACCAUUAAAGGCCUGCGAGGGAAUCAAUAGUCUCCUGCGGAUGCCAAGGGCCAUAAGGAUUCGCAGGCCAUGCGUGAUUGCGCCGUGGAGCAGCCUGGGUGCUGGUUGUAUGACCGCCGAUGGACAAUAUUUCGAGCUGCCUGCGCACAAGGCUAAGAAGAUCGUCGACCGGGUUGGAGACAGUGAUUGCUUUACGGCCGCCUUUAUUUAUGCCGCUUUCGUAAGGCAAAGACGUUUGGCCAAUGCCGUGGAUUUUGCAAAUGCCGUUGCCUGCUAUAAGUUGGGCUACGUUGGAUUCGAUUGUCUGCGGCAAUUUCAAAUCGAUCCGGUCAAGCUGCCCGACAAGAUCAAGGCUGAAAGUGAGGUAUCCUCGGACGACGAGGAUGAGGGUAACGAUCAGCAGAAUAACUGCCGGAAAUAUCUGUUUCGGCCAUCUGAAUUCCUUGAGGUGGAUGCCCUAUCCAUAGCCACAAAUGAACAGGAAGUAGUACUAGCUCCAGUGGAGCGGGGAUCAUCUAGCUAGCUCCAGUUAUUGUCUGACUUAGUUAUGUUUUUUAAAUAAAAGAA
Messenger RNA from Drosophila eugracilis, 1328 nucleotides. Its product is annotated as ketohexokinase. The coding region runs from base 136 to 1284 and encodes 382 amino acids. The record is from RefSeq and is a predicted model, not a curated record. Gene Ontology annotation, biological process: fructose metabolic process. The transcript has a single exon. NCBI's taxonomy places the organism in Eukaryota, Metazoa, Arthropoda, Insecta, Diptera, Drosophilidae. Gene Ontology annotation, molecular function: ketohexokinase activity.